AUGUCGUCAUCGUAUACCCGAUCCAAUUUCACAUGGAAAUCAGUACGGAAUCUAAUAAAUCAUGGAGAAACAAAACAAAGAUUUCAAACUUCAUCCGCAGCUGUGCAUGAACCCCACUCUCCUCUUGAGGAUUUUUACACGCUUCAGAUGAGCCGUUUGUUCUAUCUAAUUGUCUUCUUCCAUCUCCUAACAGCUUUGCUUGUCGUCGCAGCACAGUAUUAUUUUUUAUCACUGGAAUACCCGCUGCGAUACACAAUGAAAACUGUCCAAACAAGGAGUGCUGUUGAAUCGAACCUUUCACACAGGCGCGGAAUACGAGAAAACAACAAACAUUCGCAUAACGAGGUGUCAAAAGUCCAUGUUCAGACUCCUCGGCGUUUAUACUUGACUUAUCAACCGCCGGAUGGCGGGUGGAAUAAUCACCGUAUUGCCCUCGAAAAUGCACUUAUCAUGGCUAAGUUGCUCAAUAGAACAUUGAUGGUGCACCCAUUGGCAUCGCACGAUAUGGCGAUUUUCUCGAGACGGAAAAAUCUCGUGUUUUGGAGAAAUUUAGAAAAAAGAUGGGGAAUAAACUGGGUGUAUAAUCUUAUGGCUGAGCGAGAUCUGGUACCCAUCUCUGAGGUUCUCGAUCUCCAACUUAUGCGUAGAGUUUUGGAUGUUCAUGAAGUGAAGACAAACCACAAAAAGUUCUUGGAAGAAUUUGCGAAUUUCAAAUGGCAUCACGUCUGUCAUUCUGAUGCUUUGGGAUUUUGGGUGGAUGCUAUUCCGUCGGAAAACGUGAGUUCGACCAGGGAGAUCGAAUUUGUCCCGAACAAUAGUUCGAGGAGUAUUCGAGCGUGCCCGAGAGAGAUCGAAAGAUAUAUGAACGCAAGCAAGCCCGUAAUACGACAGAUUUUGAGCGAGCUUAAAAACGAACGUGCCGAUAUCAUCUAUUUGUCUCAAGACACUAGCUACAAGGCAAAUGUUCGAUUGUUCCACAAAGAAGACGCAAAACAAGCGCUGCAGUGGAUUCUUGAUAACAUCAAAUUUUCACCUCAGAUCUAUCAAAAAGCGUUUCAGAUUUUGUCGAUUCUUCCUCAACCUUUUAACGCCAUACACGUGAGAAGAACCGACCACAAAAUAAGCGCUAGCAUGGCGCCAUCUCACUGGUUGAACAGCAUGGCACAAAAACACUUCCUCAAGAUCUCCGCUGCCCUGUACGUCGCCACCGACGAACCAAACAAGGCCUGGUUUGAGCCUUUCCACCGCGCAGGUUACCAACUGUAUUUUUCCGACGAGUUUUUCAAUCCUUCGGGGCGUUCUUUUGAUAUGGAUAUCAAAGGAUUGUAUGAUCAAGUGAUCUGUAUACACGCUAAACUUUUCGUAGGGUCGAAGAGCUCCAGUUUCAGUGGGUUUAUUUACCGCUCAAGAGGUGAAGUAAUGAGAAGAGAUGGAUUAAUAUUGAGUCAUAUGCCAGUUGGCUGGUUUGUGCAUAAACUGAAACGUCAAAAUUGA
This is a messenger RNA of Pocillopora meandrina, 1494 nucleotides long. The record is from the annotation of a GenBank genome assembly. NCBI's taxonomy places the organism in Eukaryota, Metazoa, Cnidaria, Anthozoa, Scleractinia, Pocilloporidae.